Messenger RNA from Manis javanica (Malayan pangolin), 1849 nucleotides. It is a transcript of the gene PROK2, whose product is annotated as prokineticin 2. Lineage: Eukaryota; Metazoa; Chordata; Mammalia; Pholidota; Manidae. The record is from RefSeq and is a predicted model, not a curated record. Gene Ontology annotation, biological process: endothelial cell proliferation.
CCCCCAACCGCCGCCAGCCCCCAGGGCGCCAUGAGGAGCCCGCGCUGCGCCCCGCUGCUGCUGCUGCUCCUGCUGCUCACGCCCCCCACCGGGGACGCCGCGGUCAUCACCGGGGCCUGCGACAAGGACCCCCAGUGUGGUGGAGGCAUGUGUUGUGCUGUCAGUAUCUGGGUUAAGAGCAUAAGGAUUUGCACACCUCUGGGCAAAGUGGGAGACAGCUGUCAUCCGCUAACUCGGAAAGUUCCAUUUUUCGGGCGGAGAAUGCAUCACACGUGUCCAUGUAUGCCGGGCUUAGCCUGUUUGCGGACUUCGUUUAACCGGUUUAAUUGUUUAGCCCGAAAGUAAUCACUUUAGCGUAGAAAACUUUAAAUGUGAGCAGCCACACGAUGUCUGUAAAGUCUGUUUACUUGUGAUUGUGCCAAACAAAUACUAUGCCAGAAAGAAAUGCAAUUGCUUCCUCCCCUUCCCAAGGAACAUUUCUAUCUUUGACUUUUAAAUGAUGCUUUUUUUAAUUGAAAGAGGAUUUUAAUUUUGGAUAGAAAUGUCAAGUGGAAGGAAUAAUGGAGCCGGUUCUCAUUUCCCUGUUUGUGUUUUGGUUUGGCUUUUUUUUUUCAAUGCCAGUAAUUCAUCUAUUUUCACAAAAAUGAGUAGAAUAAGAAUCUGAUACUUUGUUAGAAAAGUUUUUUUUCCCUUAAUUCCCCUUCCCCCCAGCCGUGCCCCAACACACACACACACACACACACCUACCUACCCUUUCUUCUCUUAUGUCUCAGUCCUCAAAGAUUUCUAAGGCCCUUAAUUCUUCCCCUGUUUUCCCUCCCUGACCCUCCAGCAUUUUAAAGUAAGGGGUGUGGGGCAGGGUUCAUAUUUUCUAGCUCCCUGGCAGAAUCACUGAUAAGAAUCAAGCAUUGUCCCUGAUACUUAAACAGUGAAAGAGUGUGUAGUUGAACUUGACCCAACAACAUCUCUUACAUUGAGUGACAAUUGGGUGCUUCUGAAGUUUCAUGGAACCUGUCUAAGUAGGUAGACUUCAGGUCUGCUGUUUGAUGGGUGCGAGGAGAGAAGGAAUAGAACAUCAGGUUUCAUCCACAUUUCUAGAUUUGGGGUUUUUUAAAAAAGACUUUUCCAAUACGUAUUACAUUUAUUUCUUUUUCUUUUUAUAAUAUUUUUUUAAGUCUCAUGGUUAGAGAUGUUUCAGCGAAUGUCACUUGAAGAAGAGGUAUUGAUUUUAAUCUGGCAUAACACUAGAUACCUUUUGAAAAUUGGUAUUAAUGGUAUUAAGUUGUAAAUUAAACCUGGUUUGUAACCCAAAAGUCUAUUGUAAUGGAUUAUUGCCUGGCAUCCUGCCAUUUGUACCUGCAUCAGUAUUGCUGCAUAAAAAUUCUGUAUCAGAAUAAUGACAGUACUAUAUAUCAUUUGAUUUAUUUUAAUAUUAUAUCCUUAUUUUUAUCACAGUUGUCCUCAGUCUUUAUUGCAAGCAGAUUUCUAUUAGCGCACAUUCUAAAAUGGGUGCCGACUCCCAAGUUGGUGAAAUGGCAUGAACGGUAUGUGCAUUUUCAUUUUACAUACAGGAAAGUUCUGUUUGCAUGAGUUUCAAGGUAUUGCAAGAAACGAAGCAUGUGUUAAUCAGUGAGGUCUGGGAGCAUGAAAGAGAAUGAUGACUGGCCCAACGGAUGGUGAUCAGGAAUGAACUCCCGGGGUGUCACCAUAUGAUGAAUUCAGCAAAUAACGAUGGAGUGUUUGUCAUGGGUGGGCCAUGCAGGGCGCUAGGUGCCAGCCACACAGUGAUGCCCAUGUAGCCUGGCCUUGGAAAGCCUACCAAAUAUUGUAAAUGGAUUCAAUAUCGCAA